AGCCGUUGGUCAACAGAGAGCUCUAACUCAACUGGUCAGCCAAAGUUUGUGUCCAUUUAAUAUUUCUAGCAGAGAUCUUCUACAGGGACUGACUACUUUUGAUCACCAAAAGCAAUCAGACACCUGAGAUUGUGUGAAAAUCUAGAGCAUUUGUAAAAAAUUAUGCCAAAAGUAAAUUUGAGCAUAGUGGCUCUGGGUGUGACACUGCUCCUGUUAGCAGAGACAUGGGCCCAGAGUCCCAGGAAGAGAAUGGCACCUCCAAAGCCUGUCAAGGCUCAGUGCUGCGAUGAGGUGCGCUCUCUCAAGGUUCAGGUGGCCAAUCUGACCAGUCUCCUCGAAGAGCUGAAUCGCAAGCAGGAGACAGACUUGAUGAACAUUGUGAGGCAAAUAAUGGACCUGGACAAGCUGAACCGGCAGCAAGAAGCACGGGUCACAGAGGCAGAGAGCAAGUACUCAGAGAUCAACAACCGUGUGGAGAUCAUGCAGCUACAAACCCUACAGUCCGCUACUCAGACCUCAUCAGAUGCCAUAUAUGACUGUGCAUCACUCUACAGCAAGAACUACAAGAUCUCUGGCGAGUACAAACUGCCUAAAGAUGAGUUUCUGGGUACACCUGAGCUAAAUGUUUUUUGCGAUAUGGAGACAAAUGGAGGUGGUUGGACUCUGAUCCAAAGGCGGAAGGUCGGCCUGACAUCAUUUAACCGUGACUGGAAGCAGUACAAAAGUGGAUUUGGAUCAAUCCGUGGAGAUUUCUGGCUAGGAAAUGACCAUAUCUUCCGACUAACAAGGCAGCCCAGUAUGCUCAGGAUUGAGAUGGAGGACUGGGAAGGAGAGAAACGCUAUGCUGAGUAUGGCUUUUUCACUGUGGGUAAUGAGCUCAACAGCUACAAGCUCUUCCUUGCCAACUACAGUGGGAACGCUGGAGACUCCCUGCGCUAUCACAACAACACUAACUUCAGCACCAUCAACAAGGACAACGACAAAUGUGUGGAUGACUGUGCUUCCCUGCGCAAAGGUAAACUAUUAGAGCAAACCAGUCAAAACAAUCCAUGUAGUCAUUUACAGAAGAUAAUACAGGUAGGAAUUUCCCUCCACGUAACAAUAUAUCUAAUUCUUCUCCCUCAUCGCCUUCCAGGUGGUUACUGGUACAAUUGCUGUACUGACUCAAACCUGAAUGGCGUUUUUUACCGCUACAGUGAGCACACAAAGAACACAAAUGGGAUCACUUGGUAUGGCUGGCAUGGACCAAACUACUCCCUCAAGAAAGUGGAGAUGAAGGUCCGGCCAGUGGGUUUUCAACCAUAAGUGCUUCAAAAGUGUAUCCUGGAUCAUGAUCAUAAGCAUGACUGUUGAGAGAUUUCACUAGUACCUGUUGAACCUUGACUGCGAAAGGACUGAAAAUGAUGUUUGUGAUGGUCUGGUUAGGUUUCAGUCAGAUGAAUGUGUAAUGUGUCUGCCGUGUUUGAUUGUAAAUUGUAGUUCACUUUGUGUAUUUAUCAAUAAAAUAUUUUAUUUCUUAAAAGCUUGGAUAGAUGCUCUUUACCACUGUCCCAUAUGAGUAACUAGAUUUUGACUUCUUCUCUCCUUUUUCUUGAAAGCACUAGGAUGUAUUUUUUAGUUAACACAAGCUGUUUAUGGGUAGUAGCAAGAUUCAGUCCAGACUGGUCUGGUUCAGGUUUAAAUCAUUAAGGACUGGUGGGAACUAAUUAAACUAAAGGAUCUUUGUGAGUUGCUGGAAUGGGACCAAACACCUAAGGUAUUUCCUAUGAAUUUCUUAGCAUUUUAUUUUAAAACCUUAACCACUGAUUAUGCAAAUGUGUAAUUU
Xiphias gladius (swordfish) is the source of this 1825-nucleotide messenger RNA. It is a transcript of the gene angptl7, whose product is annotated as angiopoietin-like 7. Bases 163 to 1305 code for a protein of 380 amino acids. Lineage: Eukaryota; Metazoa; Chordata; Actinopteri; Istiophoriformes; Xiphiidae. The record is from RefSeq and is a predicted model, not a curated record. The transcript has 4 exons.